GCUUUGAAAUGACACGACCGGUUGAAAGUAAAUUUAAUUCACUUUAUACCCAAAAACACUCAUGAUUUUCACAGAAAAAACACACUAAAUCAAAACGGCAACGACCGACUAGAAGACCUUCCCCAUGCUGAGUCCAAAGAGUGUCCCUCCCGGAGAUGAUAGCUCCAUCGUAAUAGUGCAGGCAGGGAAAAGUUUGGGGAAUAAAACUGGAACGCCACCCAUUGGCUGGAACAUCGAGGGUCGGGAUGAUCAAAUACAGGAUAACCAACUACCAGGCUACCUGACCGAAAUCCAUCUGAGUCACAGGCAGAUCACUAAACGCUUCGUCGAACUACUCCAUCUGUUCGAAGAUUACACCAAAAUCCUGGACAGUGAGCACCAGCAUCAUGCUGGCCUUCCAUUCCGGCUGAGGGGAGUCCUGUCCGAGCAGCUUGUAUUUAAGGAAGAAGAUGCAAAUGUGGAGCUGAGGGCAUCGAGUGCCACGCAGUUGUCGGAUAGCACACUCAGACCCACCUGUGAGGUGAGCAGCCAGACUUCCUGGAGUGCGGAGAAUCAAAAGCCGGUUGGUGUCAAGGAUUUGGAGACGAAGUUGGCGAUCGUGGGAGGAGAAAGGGUUGAUACGGAGACGGAGAAGCCGAGCAAGGUCCUGCAGCACACCAUCCACAUCGAGGUGGAGUCGGUGACAUCCGCCACGGAUAUGCAAAGGCCACCACUGCGCCAAAGGAUGUGGAAUGUCCUUGUGCAGACCGGAGAUACGAUUGUGGCCUGCGCAUCCAUGAUCGGCGAGAAUUUCACCUAUUUCCUGUUCGUUGUCCUGUGCCUGUGGGGUCUUUACUUGUUGAUGGGCCACUACUACAGCUUCUUGCAGACCAAUGUCAAUCAGCAGAUCGAUUUGAAGCGUGACUUGGUGCGGGGGGCCCAGCAGCCCAAACAGUUGUGAUAAAAGGUUGUUCUUUUCGCUCUUAAUUAAAUUAAAAACCAGUGGCGGUUUAGCAAAGCAGAGGCCCAA
Molecule: messenger RNA, 1009 nt
Organism: Drosophila rhopaloa
Lineage: Eukaryota; Metazoa; Arthropoda; Insecta; Diptera; Drosophilidae
Exons: 2
Coding region: 125-940 (271 amino acids)
Source: RefSeq, a predicted model, not a curated record